UUUAUCUAUUAUGAAAUACAGUUACCUUAUUAUGAUACACAUUUGAGAGUUGUUAUCAGUUGAAUAAAUGGUUCUUACAGCUGAAGCAUAAUGCUGUCCAACAUUUAACCAGUAUGAUAAGACAGUAAAUUACUUUGAAAAUGAGUUUAUAAAUUGUAUAGUUGAUUAAGUGAACACACAGUAACAACAUAGGUGAAUCAGAAAGUAAUUUGUUGUUAACAAGAUAACAAUUUAGUUUCCUUGUUUCAGAUGUGGAAAGCAGCUUUAACAGAAUUAACAGCAACUGCAUCUCUGAUGUUUGCCUUGACCACUUCGAUUGUUGCAUGCUUGGACUCAAAGGAGACUGAUCCAAAGCUUCUUGUUCCCUUUGCAGUUUUCAUCAUAGCCUUUUUGUUCCUAGUUGUGACAGUUCCUCUCUCUGGGGGUCACAUGAGUCCUGUUUUCACAUUCAUUGGUGCUUUGAAGGGUGUUGUCACUCUCACCCGUGCUUUCAUUUACGUCUUAGCACAAAUCAUUGGCUCAAUAAUCGGUUUCUUUAUACUAAAGUGCGUCAUAGACCCCAAAUUAGCCUACACAUAUUCCUUGGGAGGUUGUGCCAUUGAUGGCCAAAGAGUGAGUUUUGGCAUUAAGCCACAGAAUGCUUUGCUAGUGGAAUUUACAUGCACAUUUGUGGUACUCUUUGUGGGGGUCACAUUGGCAUUUGACAAGAAAAGGUCUAGGGAGUUGGGCUUGCCAAUGGUGUGUUUGGUGGUCGCAGGAUCCAUGGCAUUGGCAGUGUUUGUGUCCCUAACUGUAACUGGGCGGGCCGGUUAUGCUGGUGUGGGCCUCAACCCAGCAAGAUGCUUAGGCCCGGCACUGCUUCAUGGAGGACCACUCUGGCAUGGGCAUUGGGUUUUCUGGCUUGGGCCUUUCUUGGCAUGCAUGGUGUAUUAUAUUGUGUCUAUGAACCUGCCAAAGGUGGAUUUGGUUUGGCUUGAGGGAGAACAUGAUGUUUAUGAUACUUCUUUCCCAAAGGAUCUGCCAGAACAAUGCAAUGCAGGGUUCCAAGUCUGA
Molecule: messenger RNA, 1053 nt
Organism: Vigna radiata var. radiata (mung bean)
Lineage: Eukaryota; Viridiplantae; Streptophyta; Magnoliopsida; Fabales; Fabaceae
Product: probable aquaporin TIP1-2
Exons: 1
Coding region: 250-1053 (267 amino acids)
Biological process (GO): transmembrane transport
Cellular component (GO): membrane
Molecular function (GO): channel activity
Source: RefSeq, a predicted model, not a curated record